CUCCUCUGUGUGAGUCUGUCAGGGAAGGAGCUUGUAUGUCUUCCCAUUGAGAACACUUAAAAAAACAAACUUAUAGCACUCUUUAGGAGCUUUUUCAGAGUGUGAGAGAGGAGAGGAUACCCCCAUGGUUCUGUGAUUUGACUAAACAAACAGCCGGGCUCAGCACAGUGCCUCCUCCAGCGGACUCCCGGGACAGCAGAGAUUAACCUCGAAGCCCUUUGACUCUGAACAUCUGAGGCAUCUGUACAUCUGAGGCAGCAGUCCCUGUAGAGAGAAGCCGCUGGAAAUCUCUCCUCUGACUUCAGAAGGAGGACACCAACUGCUGUACAGAGAGGAAGCAGAGGGAAGACCUGUCUGUGUUUCUAGGAUCACUCUGAAGAAUUGUUUGAAGGCAUCCACUAUGAGGAGUGUCACCAUCUGCACGCUCCAUCUGGCCAUCACAGUCACAGCUCUCCUGUAUCUCUGCACUGAGUCAUGUUGCUUGGAGAUCUCACCUGGCAACACAACGCUCAUCCUGGCUGAGGGCUCCCAACUCACUCUUACCUGCUCUGGCUCAGAAAAGACAACUUGGGAGUUUAAGAGGAGCGACGCGUCGACUUCUCUCAGGAAACAAGAUGCAUAUGAUGGUCACUAUGACAUCAAGCAAAUCAGCACCACGUCUAGCGUUUUGAAUGUAUGGCAGUUGACGUGGAAGGACACAGGGGUUUAUGAGUGCCUUGAUGAAACCACUGAUGAAACGAAGGAGGUAGCGGUUUUUGUCCCAAAUCCUGACGUGUGGUUCAUUGGGAACGCUCAUGGUAUGGUGACAAAGACCAGUGAAGAGAGUACCAUACCCUGUGUGGUCACUAACCCAGACAUCAAUGUCACCCUAUAUGACAGGGACACUGAACUCCCCGUCAAGGGGCAGUAUGUUCCUACUGAAGGGUUUAAAGCACGGCUGGAGGACAGGACCUACGUGUGUCGUGGGGAGCUGAACGGAGAAGUUAGGGAGUCUGAUGCUUUUAACGUCCUCAGUGUUGUUGUCCCUGAGGCCAUGGACGCCUACAUUAAUGCAUCAAAGACCGUUCUGAAGAAGGGAGAACCGCUGACAGUAAACUGCACAGUGCCUGGAGUGGAGCUGGUGACUUUUUUCUGGGAUAUCCCCAACAGAGAGGUGAAUGUUGAGCCGGAGACAGUUGUCUUGUCUGCCACAAACAUGCGGUCCAGUAUAAUCUACCCAGUUGCCACAAUAGCCAACAGUGGAAACUACAUCUGCAGUGUCCAUGAGGGGGUCCUAGAUCUGACUGCCUCUACUAGCAUCAACAUCACUGUGCUUGAGCGAGGUUUUGUGGACAUAAGGCCUGCUCAGCGACAAAACAUUUCAGCCAAGGUGCAAGAGAAUGUGGAGUUGAGAGUGGAGAUUGAGGCCUACCCUCCCCCUCAGGUCAAUUGGAGCAAAGACGGCACCAUCAUCAAGGGAGACAAAAUCAUCAGAACCAGACAAGACAAUGAGAUCAGGCAUGUCAGUAUUCUCACUUUGGUGAGAGUGAGGACGGAGCAGAGAGGACUCUACACUGUUCUUGUCACCAACGGAGAUGACACAAAGGAAGUGACCUUUGACCUGGAGGUGCAAGUUCCCUCUCAGAUUAAAGACCUGACUGACCACCACCUCCCAGGAAAGAGACACUUGGUGACCUGCUUAGCUGAGGGGGUCCCAACCCCGAUCAUACAGUGGUACAGCUGUGACAGCAUGCUCAAGUGUAGCAACCAGACAGCGAUAUGGCACCCACUGACACCAGAGCCAGAGGUGCUGAACAUCCAGACAAACGUCAGCUAUAGUAAGACUCAUAAAAUCAGCCAGGUGCGGAGCCGCUUGACCUUCCACAAGCCCCAGCAGGUCACAGUUCGCUGUGAAACCAGCAAUCAAGCAGGGCUCAUUGACAGGAGAGACGUCAAACUGGUAUCCAGCACUCUGUUCUCCCAGGUGGCAGUAUUGGCUGCAGUUCUAGCCUUAGUGGUCAUCAUCAUCAUGUCUAUCAUCAUCCUCAUCGCUGUGUGGAGGAAGAAACCUCGGUAUGAGAUCAGAUGGAAGGUCAUAGAGUCUGUGAGUCAGGACGGGCAUGAGUACAUCUACGUGGACCCCAUCCACCUGCCCUAUGACCUGGCCUGGGAAAUGCCCAGAGACAACUUGGUUCUGGGUCGCACUCUUGGAUCGGGAGCCUUUGGCAGGGUGGUCGAAGCAACUGCAUAUGGUCUCACCCAUUCCCAGUCCAGUACAAAAGUGGCAGUGAAAAUGCUGAAAUCCACAGCCAGGAGGAGUGAGACUCAGGCUUUGAUGUCAGAGUUGAAGAUCAUGAGUCACCUGGGUCCUCACCUCAACAUUGUGAACUUGCUGGGAGCUUGCACCAAACAUGGUCCUCUAUAUCUGGUGACUGAGUACUGUCGUUAUGGUGACCUAGUGGAUUACCUGCAUAGAAACAAGCACACCUUCUUGCAGUACUACGCAGAGAAGAACCAAGAUGACGGCGGCCUCAUCUCAGCCGGAAGUACUCCACUCAGCCAAAGGAAAGGCUAUGUGUCAUUUGGAAGUGAGAGUGAUGGAGGAUACAUGGAUAUGAGUAAAGAUGAACCCUCAGUCUACGUGCCCAUGCAGGAGCAAAUAGACUCCAUCAAGUAUGCAGACAUCCAGCCCUCUCCAUAUGAGUCUCCCUACCAGCAGGACGUCUACCAGGAACAAGUUGGCGAUAGAUUGGACCUGGUCAUCAGCGACUCUUCCACUCUCACCUAUGACGAUCUGUUGGGCUUCAGCUACCAAGUGGCAAAGGGGAUGGAGUUCCUCGCCUCCAAGAAUUGCGUCCAUCGUGAUCUUGCUGCUAGGAAUGUCUUGAUCUGUGAGGGCAAACUGGUGAAGAUCUGCGACUUUGGCCUGGCCAGAGACAUCAUGCAUGAUUCCAACUACAUCUCUAAAGGCAGCACCUUCCUGCCCCUGAAGUGGAUGGCACCAGAAAGUAUUUUCCAUAAUUUGUACACAACCUUGAGCGAUGUGUGGUCAUAUGGCAUCCUUCUUUGGGAAAUUUUCACACUGGGUGGGACCCCCUAUCCUGAUCUGCCCAUGAAUGAGUUGUUCUACAGUGCUUUGAAGAGAGGCUACCGAAUGACCAAACCUGCCCACGCCUCCGAUGAAGUCUACGACAUCAUGAAGAAGUGCUGGGAUGAGAAGUUUGAGAAGAGGCCUGAGUUCUCCUUUCUUGUGAACAGUGUGGGGAAUAUGCUGACAGAGAGCUAUAAAAAGAGAUACAGCCAAGUCAACGAUAACUUCCUGAAGAGUGACCAUCCGGCAGUCGCCCGCACCAAGCCCCAACUCUCCUCACCGUUUCCCAUUGCCAACCCAGCUUUUGGCUCCCCCUCGCCCAUCACCUUCCCUGUGGAUCCCUACAAUCAGAGCUCCAGCCCUGGAGACUUCAGACAAGAGGCAGACACUCAGGAAAUCAUAACUUCAUACAACGAGUACAUCAUCCCCAUCCCAGACCCUAAGCCGGAGGAGGCUUAUACAGAGGAAAGCCCUGCAAGCUCUCUGGCUCUGGAGGAGACAGACUCCAUGUCGCAGGACACGACUGACACCCUUCCAGAAGAGGACAGACUGGAGGAGACCAGCGAGAGAGACGCUCUGCUGGGCUCUUCUGGGACACCUGAGGUAGAAGACAGCUUCCUGUAGCCACAUGUAGGAUCCUUGUGAAUAUUUUCUGGGGCUUUUUUGUAAACACUCCUGAAAAAAAGGGAACAUGACUAAACUAGAAUGUAGCAAAAUUGAGACUGAGCAGGCAAUCUUUGUAUGUCCACUAAGCACUCUAAAUGUUUUACCCUUUUUUGCCCUCUAUGUACCUCUGAUACAGAACAAUUAAAAAUAAUGAGCAUGAUGCUAUCCAAUCAGUGUUGGAAACUUGCCAGGAUAUUAAUACGGUACUCUUCUUCUAGAUUCAGUUUAUUAUAAGCACAGAUGUCUGAUACAAUGUUUUUAGAUGUGCUUCAUUUAGCUGUAUGUUGGUUUUUUGGUUCUUUUUGUUAAAGAAUAAAAAGCAGUGUUCACGAAUGGUAUUAUAGUGAGAAGUGGGUACUUUUUUUGGGUGUUUUUUUGUAAACUAGAGUGAAUAUGACAGGAGUUUGAGUUUAAAAGGUAUGAGUUUUUAUAUAAAAAAAACAAUAAAAAACAAAAACCAUAAAGAAAUAUACUCAUAAAAACAAAACACCAUCCAGACAGGAACUAAAUCAACACAGCCUCCUUGUAUAUGCAAUUUUUUUUCAUUUUUUGUUUAGUUUUUUUUUCCAAAAACAUGAAAUGCAGACAGAUUCUACAUGCACUGUUUUAAUAUG
Molecule: messenger RNA, 4350 nt
Organism: Scomber japonicus (chub mackerel)
Lineage: Eukaryota; Metazoa; Chordata; Actinopteri; Scombriformes; Scombridae
Gene: pdgfrb
Product: platelet-derived growth factor receptor, beta polypeptide
Exons: 24
Coding region: 401-3694 (1097 amino acids)
Biological process (GO): positive regulation of kinase activity; cell surface receptor protein tyrosine kinase signaling pathway; angiogenesis
Cellular component (GO): signaling receptor complex
Molecular function (GO): platelet-derived growth factor beta-receptor activity; platelet-derived growth factor binding; ATP binding
Source: RefSeq, a predicted model, not a curated record